AUAUUUUCAAAAUAUAUAUAGUUAGUUAAAGAGAACUAGGUAUCUAUAAGGUCAUCCAUAUAAGGUUUGGGGUUAUUAGGAUUAUUAGGAGAAAUAGAAUUAGAAAAAUGGGGUUAUUAGGGUUACUAUAUGGUGUUGUGGUAUUGGGAAUAAUGAUGAUCUAUGUGUAUGGUUCAGUUAUUCCAGAAGCUACAUGGAAAGAAAUAAUGAAUGUGAAUAAGGAAGGGACAUAUAUUGGAAUAGUGGUUCCAAAUGCCUUUGAGCUCAAACCUCUUCUUCAAUCACCUAGCUUUGUGCCUCAUCACAAGUUUCCUAACCUUGAUUUUGCCGGAAAGCGUUUUCGCAUUGGUGAAUUAGAAAAGAAGAGGGUUGUAGUUGUUAUGUCAGGUUUGAGCAUGCUUAAUUCCGGGCUUUCAACUCAAUUGUUGCUUACUCUCUUCAAUGUAGAAGGAGUUCUUCAUUAUGGAAUUGCAGGAAAUUUGAAUCCAAAUCUCCAGAUUGGAGAUGUUACUAUUCCUAAGUAUUGGGCCCACACAGGACUUUGGAAUUGGCAGAGGUUUGGAGAUGGUCCUAAUGAUGAACUUGCUUUGGAAGUCAAUGGUGAUUACAGUAGAAAAUAUGGUUAUCUUAAAUUUUCCAAUUACAAUAACUACACAAAAGAUUCCAAUUAUUCUAAGCCAGUGAGGAAUCUUCUAAACAAUGUAUGGUAUCAAGCAGAGGAAAUUUUCCCAGUGAAUGGUGUUCCUGAAGUUAGGCAGCAUGCUUUCUGGGUUCCAGUUCACAAGAAAUACUAUCAAAUCGCAAAGCAGCUUAAGAAUGUUAAAUUGAGUGGCUGUGUGAACACAACAACAUGCUUGCCAAGAAAUCCAAGUGUGGUGAGAGUGAAGAAAGGGAUUACUGCCAAUGUGUUUGUUGACAACCAAGCUUAUAGAGAAUUCUUGAACUCCAAAUUUGGUGCCACCCCAGUGGACAUGGAAACCGCCGCAGUUGCUUUAGUUUGUUUUCAGCAGAGAAUACCUUUCAUUGCCAUUAGAGCACUAUCCGAUUUAGCUGGUGGCGGUUCUGCAUUGUCCAAUGAAGCAGCUUUGUUCACCUCUUUAGCUUCCCAAAAUGCAUUUGAUGUUCUUCUCUCAUUCAUCUCCCUAUUGAAAAUUAAUUCUUAGCUUUGCCUUCCUUUGUUUUUUUUAAUUGUUGAAUUAGCUUUUCAAUUAAUCAAAAAGUGUAACCCCUAGUUAUUCUCAACGGCUAUGGGAAUUUUACUAUAUUAUUGUUUAACUUUCUCUUAAUAAUCUAAAAUCAAAUCACUCUUGUUUAA
Arachis stenosperma is the source of this 1315-nucleotide messenger RNA. RefSeq names its product bark storage protein A-like. Gene Ontology annotation, biological process: nucleoside metabolic process. The record is from RefSeq and is a predicted model, not a curated record. The coding region runs from base 108 to 1163 and encodes 351 amino acids. The transcript is spliced from 5 exons. Lineage: Eukaryota; Viridiplantae; Streptophyta; Magnoliopsida; Fabales; Fabaceae. Gene Ontology annotation, molecular function: catalytic activity.